AUGAGCUGGUAUUCUGUUGAUUCGGAAAUUGAAUCGUUGGAACGAAGACAUGCUGGUCACCACCACACAGUGAACAUAAAGUAUGGAUACGUGAUAUUAGCACUUUCUAUUGUCCACAUGGUGUUGAGCAUUUCUGGGAAAAAGCUAUACUUCAAGAACUGGGCUGAAACAGGAAGAGCUUCCAGCUGGUGGAGAAGUGUUGUGUCGAUUCCUUUUUGGGUGUCGACUUUGGUCUGGUUGGCCAUAUUUGCAUUCCUCAGCAUUUUCCACAUCGAAGAACUUUCAGAGAAUUACACCACAGCAGUCAAGAGACUCGGAAGAAUGGCAUACUGCUUGGUUCCUUUCACGAUCUUCAUAAGUCUCAGACCUCCCAAUACUGUAGGCUACCAAAGUGGCUACUAUUUGGAGAAGUUGAAUCUUCACAAAUGGAUCUCAAGGUUGAUCUUUGCUACAGCGAUUGGCCACGGUCUUGGAUUCUUGUACAAAUGGACGAAAGAAGGUGCUUUGGCAGAAAAGAUCUUUAAGUUCGACAAUUUCCUUGGAGUCACCGUUUUUGCCUUGAUGCCGGUGCUUAUAUUUGCUUCUGUAAACGUCAUGAGAAGAAGAAAUUAUCGUUUAUUCUACAUUUUGCAUAAUGUUACCUUAUGGAUGUUUGUGGUUUUGAUCGCAUUCCACGCAAGACCGGGCGUCCCGCUUUUGGCAGUGAUCAACUUGGCAUUGUUAGGCUAUCAGAUAUACCAGAGAUUCUUCAAGUCGUAUUAUUUACACGAUAUCCUGGUAGUGGAAUCUCCCUACUCUAAGAUGCAAAUCAUAAGGAUCCCCAGACCAGAAACCUUCCCUUCCUACUUACCAGGCUCUCACAUAAGAUUGGGGUACCUGGCGACAAACAUCAGCGCCUGGCUCUAUGCUACCCACCCCUUCACAAUUGCUUCUACAAACGACGAUUCGGAAUCCACGUUGGACUUGGUCAUGAACAAGCCUGUCAACUUUCCCAUUGACAUCACUUCGCCAUACACCAUGACUGGUCCAUUCCCAUCGUUGCCCCCACAGUUUUACACAACAGCUAGACACGUGAAUAUCAUCUGCGGAGGAAGCGGCAUUUCGUUCGGUUUGCCCAUCUACAAGUACUUUGUAAAUUCCAAUAGAUCUAUACCUAUACGCCUUAUCUGGUGUAUACGGAGUCUGGAUGAUACAUUCAUUCUUGACCAUUUGCUUCCUGAAAGGUCCAUCGAUGUACAGAUUUACAUCACCAGUAAUACUGGCAGUUUGAACCAGCAACAAUCUGCCUCCACGAUCUUUGACGAAGAGGCAGACGCUUUGUUGGAAGGUGAUAGUACUACCAACAUAGAGAUGGCUAAUUUGGCUACUGACAAAGAAGAAAAGAAAACCGACCAUUUCAACACCAUUCAUGAUGGUAGACCAAACUUUGACGACGCAUUCGGCAAUUUAGCUGCUGCUGUUGACGUCGAUGAGAAAUGGUUGAUUGCUUGUGGUCCUCGUAAGUUAAUCGAUGAUUGCCGCAAGUGGACUAAAGGCAAAGAUAUUGAAUUCUACUCGGAGUUAUAUGAAAUGUAGCAUACAUAGAUCGGUUAUCAAGGCAAAAAAUGAAAAU
This is a messenger RNA of Scheffersomyces stipitis CBS 6054, 1612 nucleotides long. It is a transcript of the gene FRE3.1, whose product is annotated as putative metalloreductase. The transcript has a single exon. Bases 1 to 1575 code for a protein of 524 amino acids. Gene Ontology annotation, molecular function: oxidoreductase activity. Lineage: Eukaryota; Fungi; Ascomycota; Pichiomycetes; Serinales; Debaryomycetaceae. Gene Ontology annotation, cellular component: plasma membrane. The record is from RefSeq and is a predicted model, not a curated record.